AACUAUUCAAAUAGAUUUCUUGUUCAUAUUCCAAGAUGGCAGCGCCCAUGAAGCUUGUUGUUAAGUGGAGUGGUCAAGAAUAUGAAUUUACCGAAGUUUCUGGUAAUGAUACAGUGAAAGAUUUGAAAGAAGCAAUUCAUGAGAAAACCGGGGUAUUACCGCAGCGGCAGAAAAUUCUUGGAUUGAAGUUUAAAGGCAAACCACCAGGAGACGAUAUCCAAUUAUGUGCUCUCAACAUCAAGCCCAACACAAAGAUAAUGAUGAUGGGGACUCGGGAGGAGACUAUCAUCGCAGCCAAUGCCAAGCCCACUGAUAUUGGUGAAGUGGUGGAUGACUUUGACAUUGAGGAUGAAGAAGUGGCUACUGAAAAUAGGGAAGAAUAUUUGCAGAAAGUGGAGCGUCGGGUCAGGGAAUAUGAGAUUAAAGUUGUGAAUGAGUCCAGGCCGGGGAAGAAACUCCUUGUACUAGACGUCGAUUACACAUUCUUUGAUCACAGGUCCGUUGCUGAGAAUGCCUUGGAACUGAUGAGACCUAACCUCCAUGAAUUCCUUACUUCUGCCUAUGAAAACUACGACAUUGCUAUCUGGUCUGCCACCAAUAUGAAAUGGAUUGAGGUCAAGAUGAGAGAACUGGGAGUUGCUGAGAAUCCAAACUACAAGAUAGCAUUCAUGGUAGACAGCCGAGCUUGCAUCACUGUACAUACCCAGAAAUAUGGUAUUAUCGAGACAAAACCCCUGGGUGUGAUUUGGGGUAAAUAUGAGCAAUACAACCCCAAGAACACCAUCAUGUUUGACGAUCUGCGAAGAAACUUCUUGAUGAAUCCUCAAAAUGGAUUAAAGAUCCGUCCUUUCCGGGAGGCCCAUAAAAACCGGUACCACGACAAGGAACUCAUGAAACUGGCCAAGUACCUCCGUGAUAUUGCACCCCUCGAUGAUUUCAGCCAUCUUAACCACAGGCACUGGGAGAGAUAUAAACCGCCAUCAACAUGAUGUUAUAGAAAGGGAUUGGGAGUUAUCAUUCAUUAUGCUUUCAAUUAAGGACAUUAACCAGAGAAUAUGGUGCAGAAACAUGGUUGUUGACUUUAAAAUCAUAUGUCCGUUUCCUCCAUCCACCGAAGGUGGUUUACAGAAAUGUUGUUAUUGGAUCAUCUGUUUGUCUGUGUUGUUUUCGUUCUUGCAAUAACUUUUUUGUGUCUCAUCUCAAGAACUGUUUAACAAAUCAUCUUCCAACAUGGCUGACUUUAAUAUUCACAUGGUGAUUAUAAUCUGAUCAGGUUUAAGGUCAACUGUUGCAAUGAUUUGAAAUGAUUUUUUUUGUAUGAAUUUUAGUCUGAACUUAGCUCCUCUGUCCCUACUAGAGAAUAAUGUUUUCUCAUAAAAGUAUGAAAGAUUUUGAGAAAAAAAUAGAAAUGAAUUGUGAAAUGUAUUAUUUGGCAAUUGUGGAGUGUUAGAAGUGUUGUAUCUGACAGACACAAUAAGAACCCACUUUUAAUAUUUUUAUGAUUCAGGCCCCUCUCCAUUUUCUGCAAUUGAACAAUGGUUAAGAAUUAGAUUCAGUCACAUUCUUUACAAGACAAUGUCUUUUACCCUGUUUCUGAAAUCUAUUUUAAUGAAUGGUAAGUUACAAGCUUCUGUUAUAAGCUACUGAAAUUCUGCAACUUCAGUAGCCAAGAACAAAUUUGUAAUGGAUUUUUAUUUAACAAGUUUGUGAAACAGGACCCUGAUGCAUAAAUUGUCACUAAGUGAUGAGUUUUCAGUCGAGGGGCUGGUUGCAGAAAGAGGUGCAAUUGAAUGCAACUCAAGAAAUCACUCCCAACUUGUCUUGCAACCAAUCAGAGACACAUAAAAUAAAGCUGGACUUUUUUGUCAGUUGCGUUGAAAUGAGAGUCUUUCUACAAUGAUUCUCAGAUGAUUUUUUUAGCGAUUAAUUUAAUGAAUUUACCAUUAUUUGGACAUUAUAUUUGGCUGUAUACUUUUCACAUUUCAUAAUGGUUGAAUAUGGAUGCAGAAAAUAUCAGUUUUUGCUAUUUCCAUUUUCAGCCCUUUUGAAAUAUGCAAUUAUUUAUUCUAAUUACUGCCCUCUGUUUGAUAAACUGCUUCCUACGAUGCUUGCAGUUUCAUGAUCGUGUAUUCUCACACUAUUCUAUUUUGCCAAGUAAACUCUUUGCAUGCUGGAUCAACUCAGAAGGGAAAAUAUUGACUAAUGUUUUUUUUUGUUCCAAUAUUUCUGUUGUAUUUUGCUUUCCUCAUUGCACCAAUGAUAGGGACAGUUAUUUUGUAGAAUGUAUUAAAGAAUUGUAACUUCAAGGACAAGUCCACCCCAACAAAAACUUGAUUUGAAUAAAAAGAGAAGAAUUCAACAAGCAUAACACUGAAAAUUU
Lytechinus variegatus (green sea urchin) is the source of this 2380-nucleotide messenger RNA. RefSeq names its product ubiquitin-like domain-containing CTD phosphatase 1 (gene ublcp1). Lineage: Eukaryota; Metazoa; Echinodermata; Echinoidea; Temnopleuroida; Toxopneustidae. Bases 36 to 989 code for a protein of 317 amino acids. The transcript has 7 exons. Gene Ontology annotation, cellular component: nucleus. Gene Ontology annotation, molecular function: protein serine/threonine phosphatase activity; protein binding. Gene Ontology annotation, biological process: protein dephosphorylation. The record is from RefSeq and is a predicted model, not a curated record.